AGUAUAAUGGAGAACCCCUCCUCCAAAAUCCCCCCUCCGGCAUCAGCCCUCUCCAAAGCCCCAACCCUGAGCCCCCGCCGCGGAGUCCUAAAAGACGGCACACCCGUCACACUGUACCCGAUUGCACACGGGGCCUCGAGCAUCCCAUCGGACCUGGUGGCGGUGCUCGCUGACGAAUUCCGCGCGGAGGUCGAGGGCGGGUGCACGUAUCCGAUGGAGGAGCCGAUGAGCGAGGACAAGUUCGCCGACUACUGGUUUGGGACGUUUGCGGUUGUGGCCCUGACGGGGGAGGAGGAGGAGAUUAGGGAGGGGAGGGAUUGGAAGAAGGAGUGUUUGGGGACGUUUUAUAUUAAGCCGAAUUAUCCUGCAGGCCGGUGCUCGCAUGUCUGCAAUGCGGGAUUCUUGACUACCAGUGCGGCGAGAGGUCGUGGGGUAGGCAUAGUUAUGGGAGAGGCAUAUCUGGAGUAUGCGCCCAAGCUGGGGUACAAAUAUUCGGUCUUCAACCUCGUGUUCGAGAAUAAUGUCGCCUCCGUCAAGAUCUGGAAGAGACUUGGUUUUGAAGUCAUCGGGCGAGUGCCCAGGGCUGCACGGUUAGAAAAUAGCGAAGACUUGGUGGAUGCAUUGAUCUUUGGAAGGAAGCUGGGGGAAUAG
Aspergillus novofumigatus IBT 16806 is the source of this 651-nucleotide messenger RNA. Its product is annotated as GNAT family N-acetyltransferase. Gene Ontology annotation, molecular function: acyltransferase activity, transferring groups other than amino-acyl groups. Bases 7 to 651 code for a protein of 214 amino acids. Lineage: Eukaryota; Fungi; Ascomycota; Eurotiomycetes; Eurotiales; Aspergillaceae. The transcript is spliced from 3 exons. The record is from RefSeq and is a predicted model, not a curated record.